AUGACGGCACUGAAGAAGUCUUUAGAGUCGAUACUCCCGGACAAACUACUUGGCGCUGCUGCAGGAGGCGUCAUGGUGAGGGAGCAAAUAUCACCCCACGAAACCACCAAAGCGCAAGCGAGCCUGGGCCGGGUCUGCGGUGGUAGCGUAAGAGGUAGGGUUGCCACGCUGCCAAGCCUCCAGCAGAUCUAA
Messenger RNA from Fusarium verticillioides 7600, 192 nucleotides. RefSeq lists its product as hypothetical. The transcript has 3 exons. The record is from RefSeq and is a predicted model, not a curated record. NCBI's taxonomy places the organism in Eukaryota, Fungi, Ascomycota, Sordariomycetes, Hypocreales, Nectriaceae. The coding region runs from base 1 to 192 and encodes 63 amino acids.